CUACCUGCGCAAGUGCAGAGGGCUCUUCCGGCGCCUCCCCAGACAGGGAUGCUGCGGCUCUACAGAGGGCCGAGGCAGGUCGUGGCAGAACCCAGCACCUGGGGUUCAGCUUGGCUUCCUCUUGACGCCGAGAUGCCUAAGAAGGCUGGUGCGACGACCAAGGGUAAAAGCCAGAGCAAAGAACCGGAGAGACCUCUUCCUCCCUUAGGUCCUGUGGCAGUUGAUCCUAAAGGUUGUGUCACCAUAGCCAUCCAUGCCAAACCUGGCUCCAAACAAAAUGCUGUAACAGAUUUGACAGCAGAAGCUGUAAAUGUAGCUAUUGCAGCACCUCCAUCAGAGGGAGAGGCUAACGCUGAGCUCUGUCGGUAUCUUUCCAAGGUCCUAGAACUCAGGAAGAGUGAUGUGAUUUUGGAUAAGGGUGGUAAAUCUCGUGAAAAGGUGGUGAAGCUUUUGGCCUCUACAACUCCAGAAGAGAUCUUGGAGAAAUUAAAAAAGGAAGCCAAAAAAACAUAAGAGCAAGAAAUGAGGCCAGGUGUGGUGGCUUAUGCCUCAAUCCCAGCACUUUGGGAGGCUGAGCGGGCAGAUCACCUGAAGUCAGGAGUUUAAGAUCAGCCUGACCAACAUGGUGAAACCCUGUCUCUACUAAAAAUACAAAAUUAGCUGUGUGUGAUGGUGCAUACCUGUAAUCCCAGCUACUCGGGAGACUGAGGCAGGAGAAUCGCCUGAACCCAGGAGGCGGAGGUUGCAGUGAGCUGAGAUCGCGCCAUUGUACUCCAUCCUGGGCAACAAGAGUGAACUCCCUCUCAAAAGAAAUGAAAAAUAUAUCCUUGAGAAACUUUUUUAUUGCUAAUGAUGAAAAGGCUGUUAAAUAGAAACAUAUACUGUAUGCACAGAAGAGCAUGCAGAGAAGAAUAUAUAUAUGUUCAAAUAAGACUUCAAAAAGUAGAAAUUUUAAAAGUGCUACACAUUGAAUACGGGUUCUGAAAUCCCUAACCCCAAACAGCCUGGAACAUGUUACUCUGAUUUCAUGGCAUUAUAAAAUAACAGAGCUGGAAAGAAUAUUGAGGAUGACCUGAUUUAACACCUUUCAUUCUGUGGGCAGAGCGUCUGAUACCCAGAAGCUGAGAGAUUUACUCAAGAUUGUACCACUGGCAACUAGAACUCAGAUCUUUUGACUCCUUGUUGAAUUAAGUUUUUCCAGGUUGUAAAUUAAAGUCAUCAUAUCUCCACAA
Molecule: messenger RNA, 1232 nt
Organism: Sapajus apella (tufted capuchin)
Lineage: Eukaryota; Metazoa; Chordata; Mammalia; Primates; Cebidae
Gene: CUNH15orf40
Product: chromosome unknown C15orf40 homolog
Exons: 4
Coding region: 49-513 (154 amino acids)
Cellular component (GO): cytoplasm
Source: RefSeq, a predicted model, not a curated record